Onychostoma macrolepis is the source of this 2354-nucleotide messenger RNA. It is a transcript of the gene klhdc10, whose product is annotated as kelch domain containing 10. The transcript has 10 exons. Gene Ontology annotation, molecular function: protein binding. NCBI's taxonomy places the organism in Eukaryota, Metazoa, Chordata, Actinopteri, Cypriniformes, Cyprinidae. Bases 218 to 1471 code for a protein of 417 amino acids. Gene Ontology annotation, biological process: positive regulation of stress-activated MAPK cascade. The record is from RefSeq and is a predicted model, not a curated record.
UUUUUUUUUGUGGCCAUCUUGAAGGUUUUCACCAGCGUUUCUGCCUUCACGUUCAUUGCAAAGGAGAUCCGGUCAGGACCAUCUAUUUCAUUUUAAUCGUCUCUUCCAGGGGAGAAUGGGCUGAGUUAUGCUCUGCGGUUCGCCUCUGUCUGUUGAAGGAAGCCCCGUCGUCUGCGAGUGCGUGUAGGUGGAUGAUUUCAGCGUGAUUUCUGGAGCGAUGUCUGCCGCAGAAGGAGCGCACAGCCCGGACAGACUCAAUCAGUUUGAACGGCUGUCUGGAAGGCCUCCGCUAAGAGCCGCAGGCUCUAAGAAGAGAGUUUCCUGGGUACAAGCUCGAAGACUCCUUGGCCAGCCCUGCCCCAGUCUACGGAUCCCUAACAGGUUUUUAAGAGAAGGUCACAGAGCCCCACCAGCCCGGAGCGGCCAUCGCUGUGUGGCUGACAACACCAACCUCUAUGUGUUCGGAGGAUACAACCCCGACUACGACGAAUCAGGUGGCUCAGAGAACGAAGACUACCCGCUGUUCAGGGAGCUGUGGAGGUUCCACUUCGCCACAGGGACAUGGCAACAGAUCCGUACCGAGGGUUUUAUGCCUACUGAACUGGCUUCAAUGUCAGCUGUUUUGCACGGAAACAACCUGCUUGUGUUUGGUGGGACUGGAAUCCCGUUUGGGGAAAACAAUGGAAACGAUGUUCACGUUUGCAAUGUUAAAUACAAACGUUGGUCCCUCCUCAACUGCAGGGGCAAGAAACCCAAUCGAAUAUAUGGACAGGCGAUGGCCAUAAUCAACGGCUUCCUCUAUGUAUUUGGAGGUACGACAGGCUACAUCUACAGCACAGAUCUCCACAGACUCGAUCUGACGACACGUGAGUGGAUUCAUCUGAAACCCAACAACCCUCCAGAUGACCUGCCUGAGGAGCGAUAUAGGCAUGAGAUAGCCCAUGAUGGACAGAGGAUAUAUAUUCUAGGAGGGGGAACUUCCUGGACUUCCUACCCAUUAGACAAGAUACAUGCAUAUAACCUUGAAACAAAUUCCUGGGAGGAAAUCACAACUAAGCCUCAUGAAAGAAUAGGAUACCCAGCCCCUCGAAGAUGUCAUAGUUGUGUGCAAAUUAAAAAUGAUGUAUUUAUAUGUGGAGGUUACAAUGGUGAAGUAAUACUGGACGACCUGUGGAAAAUCAACCUGCAGACGUUUCAGUGGAAUAAACUACCUGCAGUGAUGCCUGAACCUGCAUACUUCCACUGUGCUGCUGUUACCCCGGCUGGCUGCAUGUACAUCCACGGCGGCGUAGUGAACAUCCAUGAGAAUAAGCGGACUGGUUCCUUGUUUAAGAUCUGGCUGGUUGUACCCAGUCUGCUGGAGCUGUGCUGGGAGCGUCUGCUCAAAGCCUUCCCACACCUGGCCCAACUUACCCCGAUACAGCUGCUAAACUUGGGCCUCACCCAGGAACUCAUUGAACGCUUGAAAUAAAGAGGCGAGGGAGUUGCGAGCGUGAGAGACAGAUCGUGUAUGUACUAUGUGUGUACCUUUUUAUUUAAAUUAGUUUUUUUCGUUUUUUGAAGCUGAUCAUGGGCAGGACGACGGCACUUGAAGCCAGCUUGUGGACGAGAAGAACAGGAUCAACUAAGGAACCCCAUCCUAACACAGCCCGCCUUAAAACCAAAAACUGUAGGAUGCCUUUUUUUUGUUUUUGCGUAUGCACCUUUUAUUGAUUUGAAAAUCAAUACAAAACAUAAAUAUCCAUUAGAAGGCCCUUUUCUCAAACACUACAGGUCAGUGACCUGAAUGAAAGCUGUUGUUUUCUUUUCUUUCUUGAGAUUGUAAUAUUGUUAUUUAUUGGCCUUCAGUAGUGAUAUGGGGGACGUGUUGAGUUGUUUUUACUGAUGUAUCUUAAUUCUAUCUCCUGUCAAAGAAUUAUUUAAGUUUUAUGAAUCACCAAACCAUGGCAUGAAUAUUCAAUCAGCAGUGAUGUAAUCGGGGUUUAAUUGGCAAUGAACUGUUUGGACGUCUAAACCGACUUAUGCAGAAUUAUUGAUGCCUGGGAUUGUGAUUUAAGGUUUUACUUCAGUGAAAAUGGUGCAAAACAGUGUUGAGAAGUUGAAUGUUUUAACAAAAUGGGUUUUCACAGAGAUUGUUGAUUUUUAGGUUGAAUGCUGUUGCUCAGAUCUGCAGUUUCAUCUGCACUUAAGGCACAAACACCAGACCAAGUAAUGUUUAACAAAGCUGUACAGUCAUAGCAGAGCUGUUCCCAUGCUUCACCCAGUUUUGUAAACCAAUCGUUACAUCACUGUGAACAAGGUGCUCCUUAAUUUACUUUUAAUGCUUUUACUGAAAUAAAAUGUUUUUCCUUAAA